Messenger RNA from Durio zibethinus, 2632 nucleotides. RefSeq names its product hydroxyproline O-galactosyltransferase GALT6-like. NCBI's taxonomy places the organism in Eukaryota, Viridiplantae, Streptophyta, Magnoliopsida, Malvales, Malvaceae. The record is from RefSeq and is a predicted model, not a curated record. Gene Ontology annotation, cellular component: Golgi membrane. Gene Ontology annotation, molecular function: hydroxyproline O-galactosyltransferase activity; carbohydrate binding.
CUUACGAUCUUUUGCUUCUUUUUUGGGCGUAAAUUUUGAAGGUUUUGUCUCGGAAAAAUUAGUAGAGUUUAAUAAAAAAAAUUCAUUAAAUGAAAAGCUUUUUCUUUUCUUCGAGGCUCUCUGCCUGUCUUUGGCUCGGCUUUUCGUUCUCACACUCUUUCUCUCUCUGUCUUUCAAACGCUUAUGCAUUCAGUGAAUGCCUUCCACCUACUUAAAAACCCAAACCCCUUUCCCUGCGAAUCAAAACUAGGGUUAGGGUUCCUUCAUAUUUCAGUCCACGACCAUAAACCAAACCAACACUCUCCAUCUCUAUUUUUACACUUUUGCUCUUGAAGUAAACGAUGAAGCGAGCAAAAUUUGACUCGUUAGUGUCGCUGAGUCGGCUCAAGCUGGUUCAGUUCUUGAUGGGGGUUUUGUUUCUCUACCUUCUUAUGUUCAUGAGCUUCGAAAUCCCGCUGGUUUUCAAAACUGGUUCCGGAGGGUUCUUCACCGACACAUUGCCGAGGCCUUUGUUUCUCGAGAGCGAAGAGGACUUCACCGACAAAUCCGCAUCCGCUCGGCCUGUCAACGACCCGGACCGUGUCCGCCAACCCGGAAGCCGGACACCUGAGCGGAAAAUGCGGGAGUUCAAGAAAGUUUCGGGUCUCCUCUUCAACGAAAGCUCUUUUGACAGCAACGAUUCUAAAGACGAGUUCUCGGUGCUCCACAAAACCGCACGACACGCCUUCGUUGUUGGCAAGAAACUCUGGGACGACCUCCAAUCGGGUCAAACCAAUUCGGAUUCAGAACCCGAACAGCAAAAUCAAAACAAAAACCGAACCGAAUCAUGUCCGGGUUCAAUUUCCUUAUCCGGGUCGGAGUUCGUGAACCGGGGCCAUAUCUUGGUCCUGCCCUGUGGGUUAACGUUAGGGUCCCACAUUACGGUGGUGGGGAUGCCGCAUUGGGCGCAUGCAGAGUAUGACCCGAAAAUCGCAGUCUUGAAAGAAGGUGAUGAGGCAGUGAUGGUAACGCAGUUUAUGAUGGAAUUGCAAGGGUUGAAGACCGUGGAUGGCGAGGAUCCACCGCGGAUUCUUCAUUUCAAUCCGAGGUUGAAAGGAGAUUGGAGCGGCAAGCCCGUGAUCGAGCAAAAUACUUGUUAUCGAAUGCAGUGGGGAUCGGCGUUGAGGUGUGAAGGGUGGAAGUCUAGAGCUGAUGAGGAAACAGUUGACGGACAAGUUAAAUGUGACAAAUGGAUUCGAGAUGAUGACAAUGGCUUGGAAGAAUCGAAGGCUACAUGGUGGUUGAACAGAUUGAUAGGAAGAAAGAAGAAGGUGGAACUAGAUUGGCCGUACCCUUUUGCUGAGGGAAAGUUAUUUGUUCUGACAUUGAGGGCUGGAUUGGAGGGUUACCAUGUCAAUGUUGAUGGGAGUCAUGUUACUUCAUUUUCAUAUCGUACUGGAUUUGUGCUUGAGGAUGCUACUGGGCUAUCACUAAAGGGUGACCUUGAUGUGCACUCCGUUUUUGCUGCCUCCUUGCCCACUUCACAUCCAAGCUUUGCUCCUCAAAAGCAUCUUGAGAGGUUGAGUAAAUGGAAGGCACCACCACUUCCUGAUGGAAAUGUAGAGCUUUUUAUAGGCAUCCUUUGUGCAGGCAAUCAUUUUGGUGAGAGAAUGGCUGUGAGAAAGUCCUGGAUGCAGCAUAAAUUAAUAAAGUCUUUGAAAGUAGUUGCUCGUUUUUUCGUAGCACUGAAUGGAAGAAAGGAAGUAAAUGAGGAGCUGAAAAAGGAAGCAGAGUAUUUUGGUGAUAUUGUUAUAGUUCCUUACAUGGAUAACUAUGAGCUAGUUGUACUGAAGACAGUUGCCAUCUGUGAAUAUGGGGUCCGUACAGUGGCUGCAAAAUACAUUAUGAAGUGUGAUGAUGAUACUUUUGUUCGGGUGGACUCUGUGAUUAAGGAAGCAAAGAAGCUUGGAGACAAAAGCCUGUAUAUCGGAAAUAUGAAUUACUACCACAAACCUCUGCGUAAUGGUAAAUGGGCAGUAACAUAUGAGGAAUGGCCGGAAGAAGACUACCCACCCUAUGCAAAUGGUCCAGGGUACAUAGUUUCUUCAGACAUUGCACAGUUUAUUGUUGGUGAGUUUGAGAAACACAAGCUGCGACUAUUCAAGAUGGAAGAUGUAAGCAUGGGAAUGUGGGUGGAAAAAUUCAACAGUUCUAAGCCAGUGGAGUACCAGCACAGCUUGAAGUUUUGCCAGUUCGGUUGCAUCGAGGAUUAUUACACAGCUCAUUACCAAUCUCCAAGACAGAUGUUAUGCAUGUGGGAUAAAUUACUAAAUCAAGAAAAGCCCCAAUGCUGCAACAUGAGAUGACCAUUAUACAUAGAAUUUAAUAGACAUAGUUUUCACUCACAAGGUGGUAAUUUUGAGAAAGGAAAACAGAGAAACAAAUUUUGUAGUUAUGGUAAAUCUCUGUAUACAUGGGGUUUAAGUUAGAUAUAGUGGGGCUUUUCCUCCUCCCCUUACAAAUUAAUUCAUUACUUCAUUCAUUACUUCGGCCAUUUUGUCUGCAUUUAUACAAUUUCCUUGCCAGUGGCGUUAGCAUCCUCAAUGAAAGAUGAAGUAGCUAGCAGACAUGAUUUAAAUUUUGAUACCUCUAA